CAGAGUCGACGCGGUGGCGGCCGCCGCCGCGUCGCGAUGGUUCGCGCCGAGGCGAAGGAUAUCACGUUUGACAUGAGUUCUCGACGCAAGAUUCAAGCUGGAAUCGAUAAAUUGGCGGAUGCGGUCGGGGUGACGCUCGGUCCUCGCGGGAGAAACGUGGUGCUCGAGGAAAAGUUUGGGAUGCCGCAAGUGAUUAACGACGGAGUGACCAUUGCGCGCGCCAUCGAAUUACCGGAUCCGGUGGAGAACGCCGGUGCGCAGCUCAUCAAGGAAGUCGCAGGGCGAACGAAUGACUCUGCAGGCGAUGGCACGACGACUGCGUCCGUGCUCGCGCGUGAGAUGAUCAAGUACGGCUUGCAAUCUGUCGCCGCGGGCGCCAACCCGGUGACGGUGAAGCGCGGCAUCGACAAGACGUCUGAAUUCUGCCGUCAAAAGCUCGACGAGCUCACGAUUCCGGUGCGCAACCAGCAAGAUAUCCGUGCCGUCGCUUCCAUCUCCGCGGGUAACGAUGUCUCCAUCGGUGACAUGAUUGCCGAAGCCAUCGAAAAGGUUGGCCCGGAUGGCGUCUUGUCCAUCGAAAACGGCACCGGUUUGGAAACCGUUGUCGAAGUCGAGGAGGGCAUGGAAAUCGAUCGCGGUUACAUUUCUCCGCAAUUCGUCAACGACGACGAACGCUUGAUGGUUGAAUUUGAAGGCUGUCGCGUUUUGAUCACGGACGAGAAGAUUGAACAAGUUCAAGUGCUCGUGCCACUUUUGGAAGAGGUGUCCCAAGCGGGGUCCCCGCCGCUCUUGAUCAUCGCCGAAGACAUCACGGGCGAAGCGCUCGCCACUUUGGUGGUCAACAAGAUGCGCGGCGUGCUUAAGGUGGCCGCCAUCAAGGCGCCGGGUUUCGGUGAGCGUCGUAAGGCCUUGUUGCAAGACAUCGCCAUCGUCACUGGCGCUCAAUACAUCGCCAAGGAUCUCGGUCUCAGCGUCGCGCGCGCGAACAUGGACUGCCUCGGCUACGCCCGUAAGGUUUCCAUCGCGCAAACGACGACCACCAUGAUUGCUGAUGGUGCGUCCAAGGAAGACAUCGACCUUCGCGUGGCUCAACUCAAGCAAGAGCUCGCGGAGACGGAUUCCGUGUACGAUACCCAAAAGCUUUCCGAACGCAUCGCCAAGCUCGCCGGUGGUGUUGCCGUCAUUAAGGUUGGCGCCGCGACCGAAACUGAAUUAGAAGAACGCAAGCUUCGUAUUGAAGAUGCCAAGAACGCCACUUUUGCCGCGGUCGAGGAAGGCAUCGUCCCGGGUGGUGGCGCCGCUUUGGUGCACUUGAGCAAGAUGAUCGACGAAUUCAAGCCGACCCUCACUAACGCCGAGGAACGCUUGGGCGCGGAAAUCGUUCAAAAGGCGCUUCUGGCUCCGUGCAGACUCAUCGGCAACAACGCUGGCGCGGAAGGUGAUGUGAUUGUGCAACACGUCAUGGAUGGCGAAUUCAACUUUGGUUACGACGCCAUGACUGGCGAGUACGGUGACUUGAUUGAUAAGGGCGUUCUCGACCCGAAGAAGGUCACCCGCUCUGGCGUGCAAAACUCUUGUUCCAUCGCGGGUAUGGUGCUCACGACGCAAGCGGUCAUCACUGAAAUCCCUAAGAAGAAGACGAAGGCUGCCGGCGGCGCGGCCGCGCCCGAUCCCGAAGCGUUCUCCUUGUAA
Ostreococcus lucimarinus CCE9901 is the source of this 1692-nucleotide messenger RNA. It is a transcript of the gene CPN60A, whose product is annotated as chaperonin 60 alpha chain, chloroplast. The transcript has a single exon. The record is from RefSeq and is a predicted model, not a curated record. NCBI's taxonomy places the organism in Eukaryota, Viridiplantae, Chlorophyta, Mamiellophyceae, Mamiellales, Bathycoccaceae. Gene Ontology annotation, biological process: protein refolding. Gene Ontology annotation, molecular function: ATP binding; ATP-dependent protein folding chaperone. Bases 37 to 1692 code for a protein of 551 amino acids.